Fusarium keratoplasticum is the source of this 2160-nucleotide messenger RNA. RefSeq names its product HET domain-containing protein. The record is from RefSeq and is a predicted model, not a curated record. The coding region runs from base 1 to 2160 and encodes 719 amino acids. The transcript has 3 exons. NCBI's taxonomy places the organism in Eukaryota, Fungi, Ascomycota, Sordariomycetes, Hypocreales, Nectriaceae.
AUGGGGAACUCCUGUCAGCGCUACUCUUAUCAGCCUCUGGCCCAGGACUCAAUCCGACUCAUCACCAUCAAACCCGGGCCAUGGGACUCUAUCAUAGAAUGUGAAGUCGACAUCAGGAAGCUUGGAGAGGGCGGGAGUAGCUUCAGAGCUCUAUCAUACGUCUGGGGUGACAGCAAUGUCCGCUGUACGAUACACCUCAACGGCAACGAGUUUGGGGUGACAGUGAACCUCUUUGAGGGACUUCGACAGAUUCGGGAGUCCAUGUUCAAAGAUGGCACUCUCCGCCAAUUACCUAUAUGGGCAGAUGCCAUCUGCAUUAGCCAAGAAGACAACGAAGAGAAGGUGAAGCAGAUCCCCAAGAUGCAUGACAUCUACAACACCGCCGAGGAGGUUCUCUUGCGGCUUGGAGUCAUGCCUAUCCCACCCAACUUUGUAGAGCCGUGCAUCGGCGACGACCGUUUGCGACCACUGCUGGGUUUUAGCGAUGAAGAUCGUUCAAUGAGUGAAGAGCUUAGGGAGAAGGUCCUCCAGAAAUACGUCCGGUACGCCCACUUGACGGAACUCCAGCAUCUGUAUCUAGGCCCACGACUGUCCGUUAGGUAUCAGCUGAUGUUCGCUGCUAUCGCCUCGGCUCUUCGUCGGUGUAGUUAUUUCCAGAGGGUAUGGACUGUUCAAGAAGCCGUGCUUGCGAAGGAUGAUCCCAUCAUCCUGGUGAGUCGACACGUCCUGAGCUGGCAUGAGUUCGCGCGCAUCAACGAUGAGAGAGUCAAUCAGCGCUCUGAAGUUUCAAAGGGUCCCCACACCUCGUUUCCUGGUAUCUCAUCGCUCAGGGUCCAGCGCGCCCGGGGUGAAGCCAGAUUGGUCCAUCAUCGGUUGCUAGAUCUCAUUCAAGACUUCUCAGACCUCGCAUGUACUGAGGCUGUGGACAAGAUAUACGGCCUGCUCGCCAUGGUUCCCCUUCAUAGUUUUCCCGAGCGUCGUUUUCCCAAGAGCCUUCGGCCAAACUACAACAUACCUUGCGAGGAAGUCUACUGGAAAUACGCCGAGUAUAUCUUUAACACAACUGGCGACCUCCGCCUUCUAGAUAAGUGUACGUGGCCUCUUCCUGGGGUGCCUUCCUGGGUUCCAGCCAUCGGUACUACUGAACAGAAGAGCUCAGUAGUAAAGUCCAGCACUUUACCAAACUCGGACAAAUUCUCAAGGUCAUAUCCAAGUUUUUCGGCAGACCUCCGGGAGAUGUCCAUGACUGGACACAACUACGGUGUUUGCGUAGAUCGCAUGGAGCGCCCUUCGAAUGUGCUCAGGCCUGGAGACCUAGAUCUCGUGGGGACAUCUAUGGAUCUCCGGGACACGAUGUGCCAGCUUAGAGAGAGAAUCCUGGGGCCUCUAGCUCAGAGUAUGGACUUGAGCGAAAUGAAAGACUUUUGCUCUGGGCAUCAAGACUUUGCGGAGUGUGCACUGGAGGGCUGGAAGGAGCUGGCAGCCUUUGCGUGGGCCUCGUUGAGAACGAGCAAGGGGGAGGUAUUCACCUUCCGUGAUAGCCUGUGGCUCGACAACCUGCAGCCUCGCAAAGGAGAUCACAUCUUCAAGCCCGAUGGGAUGAAGAGCAUCGUUAUUCUUCGUCCAGCGUCUGAUGGCAGGUUUCGUCUGAACAACUACGUCUUGCCCUCUGUCUACCAGGGAAACUACUCAGCCAUCACCCACAAGGCGGAGGAGGAGCUUUUCCCUCUCCUCCGGAAGCUGGGAGUGGCCUUUUACGCGUACUCACCCAUUGCGGGGGGUGUUCUGGCCAAGUCGCCUGCCCAGAUCAAGGCUGGGGGUAUGAGGUUUAGCCCUGACCAGAUGUAUGGGCUGUAUCAUCAGAUGUACGUCAAGGAUGCGCUGUUGGACGCUUUGGAUGACUGGGAGGGGAUCCCCACGCGGGAGGGUGUCUCCAAGGCGGAGCUUGCGUAUCGGUGGAUCGUUCAUCACAGCGAGCUGAAGGGGAGUUAUGGGGACGGGGUCGUGGUGGGGGCCAGUAGGCCGUCUCAACUGGAGGAGACGCUUUCGUUCUGCGAUGGAGGACCUUUGACUGAUGCUGCUGUGGAGGGUAUUCAGGCGAUCUGGGAUAAGGUGAAGGAUUGUGCACCUACUGACAAUUGUCAGGCCGUCCGGGGUUAG